AAAAUGUUUUUGUGAAUCAUCCAAUGAGGAAUACAAAUACUACCCCGUGCACUAUAAAUAUCCUUUAGCCUUUCCUCUUUCAUCUUGUUUCUUCUCCGUUUUUCUCUAACCUUCCACUCACAUAAUUCCUCUCUCUCCCUCUCUCUUGCUACACUCCCGCCAAAACCCCUCUCUGUGAUCACCAAGGAUUCAAGGUUGAGCCUUGAAUUCUUGAACCUUGUUGUUGUUGACUAUCUUUCUCACUCACAAGCCUUGGUGUGUCAGUGAGUGGAGUGAAAUUUCACUUGAAGAGCGCAUCCAAGGUUGGCCUUAUUCCUCUUUCUCUCUCUAUUGGAAUAUAUCUCUAGAGACGAAAAGCAAAAGUUGUUAUUGUUACCCAUAAACAUCUUGGUUUCUUUCUGCUUCAUCUACUUGUCCACUUUUCCCCCAUACCCUCUAAAUUCCUCUCUCACUCUUUAAACCCCACCCUUCAUGCACUCCAACACCAACACACAACAACAAUAACAACCAUCCCUCUCCCCUCUCUCACUCAAACAAAAACAUCCUUAAGCCCUCCAAAAACUCUCUCUCUCUCUCUAAACCCUUUUAAGCAUGUCCGUACACUCAAAACUGAAGCACCACCCCAUGAACCUUGCAACCCCAAGUUCCCAUUUUGACAACGACCCACCAUGCAAAACCAAGACCAAAACCCAAAGGAGGCUCCUUCGGAUCAUAGUCACCGACCAUGACGCCACCGAUUCAGACUCCGACGAAGAAGAAGAAGAACAACAACAAACAACAAGAGUGAAGAGAGAAAUCACCCAAAUCAACAUGCAACUUCCUCUCUCAUACAAUAGUUCCUUUCCCUCUUCAUCUUCUUAUUACUCUUCGGCUUCAGCUUGCACUUCAUCGGAACAAAACCUAAAGUGUAAGAGACCAAACAAAAAGCCGCCACCGUUCUCCGCCGUGGUCCGCCGCCGCAACAACAAGUUUCGCGGCGUCCGGCAGCGGCCUUGGGGGCGGUGGGCAGCCGAGAUCCGCGACCCCACCCGCCGGAAACGCCUCUGGCUCGGAACCUUCGACACGGCGGAGGAAGCCGCUACGGAGUACGACAGAGCCGCCGUGAAACUCAAGGGCCCGAACGCCGUCACCAACUUUCCUCUCACGCCGGAGGCCGCGGCGGAGGCUCCGGUGGUCUCCGUCGACAACCUCAGCUCUGACGGCGGCGCGUCGUACUCCGACUUAGUGGCCUCUCCCACGUCCGUUUUAGCCUACGAGUGCGACUCGACGCCGUUCGACGGUUUCCGUUACCUCGACGUGGAGGCGUUCGAGUUCCACAUCGAUGCGCCGUUAAGUUUGCCGGACGUUAACGUUGCGCUGACGUGUCAUCACGGGAAGAAGGAGGAGGAGGUGGCGUUCGAUGAAUUCGAUAUCGACGAAUUCAUGACUUGGCCUUACUAGUAAUAAAAAUCUCAGGAACAGUUUCGUAAUUGUAGAAGUGUGAGAUGGAAAUCCCGAAAUUGCCCCCCCUCUCGUUGUCGAAGUUUGAAAUUUUGUCGCACUCGUUGGAGCUUUGGAAGAGUGUAAAAGAGUUGUAGUGGUAAAAAAUUGAUGUAGUCGCAUUUUACUACCACCUGAAACGGCGAUUCUUUGUGUCGUAUUUGGCAGAAUUUAAUUUGUAAUCAUUAUCAUGAAAAGAAAAAAAAAUAUAUUGAAAAUUUUUGGAGUGUCAAUAGUCAAAACUAAGUGAGUGAGAAAAAGAGAAAGGAAAGAUGGGGUUAUGUGAGAAAGAAGGACUAUAUUGUAAUUUCGGUAUAUAAAUUUUGAUAAUCAUAUGAAGAGAUUUUGGUGCUGUCUAUUUAUAGAUUAUGGGUUAACUUAGAGGGGACACGUUGUGAUUAAGUUGGCUGCUGAAUCCCAACCAUCAGUGUAGGUUCAUACAUGAAUCAUUCGGUUUUCAUUAUUAGAUUUUUUUCUUUUUAA
Glycine soja is the source of this 1962-nucleotide messenger RNA. RefSeq names its product pathogenesis-related genes transcriptional activator PTI6-like. Lineage: Eukaryota; Viridiplantae; Streptophyta; Magnoliopsida; Fabales; Fabaceae. The coding region runs from base 592 to 1440 and encodes 282 amino acids. Gene Ontology annotation, biological process: regulation of DNA-templated transcription. The transcript has a single exon. Gene Ontology annotation, molecular function: DNA binding; DNA-binding transcription factor activity. The record is from RefSeq and is a predicted model, not a curated record.